AAUGACACGCCUCACACACAGAGCAUCACGGGUGCAGGAACGCCCAGGAGCAGCAUUGACACUUCCCUAUUGCAAUUACAGGCGCUGAGUUUCCUUCAUCCAGCUCGCCGAGUUCUCAGCUCUUAAUUGCUUCAAAUAUGAGUGAGGAAAAAGUCAAAGAGCAGGAGAAAGCUUCCAGUGCCCUGACUCAAGGCCAGCAGCAGGACGUAGGAGGCCCUGGUGAUGGACAACCCGACUGGAAAGACGCACAGAAGGAAUUUGAAAAGCUAUCGUCCACAAAGAAGCCACGGACCCCUAAAUCUCAGGAUGCCAUCACGAUCGCCGUGUCUUCGCGCUGCCUCUUUAACAUGGUGGAAGAAAGAAAAAUAUACGAGCAGAGCGGGCUGGAAAGUUACGUGAAGCAUCAACAGGAACACGAAGAGGAGCCGCUGAAGAAAGGGCCGGCUUUCCCAUUGGUGAAGGCACUGGAAACUGUAAAUGCACGCCUACGUGAACUUUACCCAGAGAGUGAUGAAAUAUUUGAUGUAGUUUUGAUGACAAACAACCAUGCUCAGGUCGGAGUGAGGCUGAUAAACAGCAUCAAUCAUUAUGAUCUGUCAAUUGAAAGAUUUUGUAUGACAGGUGGAAAAAGCCCAAUUGGAUAUCUGAAAGCGUACCUCACCAAUUUAUACCUUUCAUCAGAUUCUGAGAAAGUAGGGGAAGCAAUUGAAGCAGGAAUUGCAGCAGCCACUAUGUUUCAGAUUGAGAAGAACCUGAACCUUUCAGAUCAACAGCUGAGGGUGGCGUUUGAUGGAGAUGCUGUUCUUUUCUCCGAUGAGUCCGAGAAGAUUGUAAAGGCACAUGGAUUAGAUACAUUUUUUGAACAUGAGCAGAAGUUUAAAGACAAGCCACUUGCACAGGGACCUCUCAAAGGAUUUUUGGAAGUAUUAGGAAAACUCCAGAAGAAGUUCCAUGCCAAGGACUUACGUUUGAACUGCUCCAUCAGGACCUACCUUGUCACAGCAAGAAGCGCCGCAAGUUCUGGAGCAAGGGCUUUGAAGACACUACGCAGCUGGGGGCUGGAGGUUGAUGAAGCGCUCUUCCUUGCAGGGGCACCGAAAGGGCCACUCUUAGAAAAAAUACGCCCUCACAUUUUCUUUGAUGACCAGAUGUUCCAUAUUAAAGGAGCGCAAGCUUUGGGGACUGUUGCAGCACAUGUUCCUUAUGGCAUUGGGCAAAAGUACAAUAAGAGCACUCCCAUAACUGAACUUCCAAAGAAAAGUUAAUCUUGAGCAGGAUAAACUAACACCAAAUAUAUGUGUGAAAAAAAAACAGUUCAGCUUAUUUACUCCCGUGCUGUAUCAUCUUCAAUUCUAUGCUACUUGUAAGUACAAUGUCAAAAAAAGUACUGUUAAGGCAAUGAAAAAACUGGACUUGGGUCAGUGGGGUCUGUUCUGCAUAGCACUAUCCAAGUAUUUGUAUCUCUUUUUUUGAAUUUUCUAAUAUUAAAGCUUAUUUAUCUUUUAUGCUGUCAAGCUUAGGGCGUAGGAAAGCUACGUGAAGUAAUUAAUUUGCAUUUUCAUGUCAUUUUUAAUUCUGACCACAGUAGCCUUGAAACAAUUUUGUUGAUAUAAGAAUGCACAUUAUACAUGACUUCCUUUUCAAAACUGGCAAUGUUUAAAAUUAUUUUACCAUAUCUUUUAGUGGUAACUUAGUUUUGUGAAUUUUCUCUGGGUUUAAAAAAUAACAGAUCAGCUGCAAAAGUUUUUGUACCACCGAAAUUGGUACAAAAAUAAAUUGGAAGAUUGUGGGCAGAUGACUUCAGAUCAAUGGCAAACAUGACUAUUUUGGGUGGUGUUAACCCUCUACCAUUGUAAUUGUUGUUUUCAUUUUUACAGUGUACUUUUAGCCUGUGUGUUCCACUUGGCAUUUUAUGUAAUUGAAAUUGCUUGCUUAGGUUAGAAAUUAAAUGAACUCCAGAUUAAUUUUUUUAAAAGUCAAAGGAGCCCCUUAGAAACAGAAUUUUAUAACACGUUGAGCCAUUCCUGUGCCAGCUCUCUGAAAGACCUAUCCACAUAGUUCUAUUCCCCUGCCCUUUCCCCAUAUUUAGUAUGAUUUUGCUCAUUUCAUCCAUUUCCCAGUCACUGUUUGUGGUAGGACAUUCUGGGGGUUAAAUUUGGGAAAGCCCACACCUGGGACCCCAAGCACAUUGUUAUUCACUGGAACACUGAUGGUGAGGUUUGAGGAGCCUCUUGUAUCAGGCUUUGGACUUUGUAACGAAGAUGGUGCUACCGGAGGAGGUAGGUGUUACACGUUUGGGCCACUGCAAUGGGUUUAAACUCAGGUAGACGUGUAAGGGGAUUGCAGGCCAGCAAGUCCAGAUUAUAGGCUUGACCUCGGCAUCAGGGUGUGUGGGAUAAAGAGUCAAAAUUGCGGGCCAAUGGAAUCGGGGCCUGAGGUUUUGGGUUGCGGGACUGGCUAUUUGUGGUGAACACUUGACGUUGUUUUUUGAAUCUGGUUGAUAUUCAGGUUUUUCCUAAGGUGCUGGCUGCCUUUGGACAAACCAAUGCUGCAGCAGGGUUUAGACCUCUUUAUUCGCAUUAGCAAAGGGCCAAAUGCCUGUUUCCAACAUGGGUAAAGAAUGUAUUUCUUUGACCUUUUUAUAAUAUGAUAAAUGGUGCACUUUUGGUUGGCAAUAUGCCCACGCUUUCUACACCACAUUUUGCGGUCUUGAGGCCACAUAGCACCUGAGAAACAGGCGCCAUGUGGCUCAGUUUAAUCUCUCCAUGUCCUAAUAACCCUCUGCUUAAAAAUGUUUGAUCUUUUCCUUCUAUUCAUCCACAAACAAAAAUUGUUUCUCUCUACCUAAUAAAAAAUCUUCAUAUUUAUCAGAUUAUCUUUGCUGUUUAAAUAAUGUUUCUCCAAUUCCACCUUUUAACUAAUGACUCUGUUUCCCAAUAUCAUUGUUGAGCACUAUUGUGCUUAAACUAGAUUUGACACUACAUUGGAGUUAUGUUAAAUUGGAGGACAGAGUCUUGGGCGGGGAGAGUAAAACCUGAAGAGAGUAUCCCUGAAUUGUACAGUAAAUCUUGGAAGAUAUUCCAAGAUUUCCUAUUUUUGUUUUGAAUUGUAAAAUCAAACAGUGCAAUUGAUUUUAUUUGAGAAUGGACGUAUUUAAUGAAUGCUAUUUAAACUUUUGUUGAGGUAUAGUUUUUAAUAACUUGGACUCAGUACCUGAGAUUGCUCAGUGAAUCAAAAUGUGUUGGAAGUUCCUCCGUUUUUAGUUCUAUGAGCAUCACUUUCAAUUCAUGAGCUGCUACAUUGUGAGAAACCAAUACAAAUUAUUUGUAAAAGGUUUUCGGAUUAAUGCAUUUAUUUAACUUCUCCACAAAAAGCAAGUAGAAAUUUCCUUAUUGAAAGAAAGCCUGGAAAAAAGAGACAUGUCUAAGCUUCAUCUUGCGUUCAUCAGGACACUUGCAAGAAUACAAAUAUCAGGGGGAAAACAACAAUUUAUACGGAAUGUGAAGGGAGUGCUGAUUGGUUGGCAAGUGGCGUUGCCAUGGAGAAUGCACCAUUGGUGACUGAUGAGUGCAAGACGAAAAGCUUAGACAUGUGUCUUUUUUUCAAGUUCGGUGCUACCAAAGGACUAUUGAAGUCUGGGAAUAAUUGAGGUGGAGCUGUAGAUUUGUGUACUGUCUUUUGGCCUCAGACUGAAUUCUGUUCCAGAUCAGAUUUAAUGGGCUGAAAGCCUUCAAUCUCUUUUUUUUCUGUGAAGCCUCGAAUGAAAUGAGUCUGAAAAGCCUCAGCACAGUUCCCGCUUGGAUGCAAACUAACAACACAGAACUUUUCCUAAAUUAGCAAACUCAAUUAAAGGACCAAUGAGAUGGUUGCUAUGGGAAGUGCAAAUAUCAAAUAGAAGGAGUAUAGACUCCUCUUCUCUAAUUAUGGCUGGACUCUGUUGAAAAAAGGAAAAGGACUUUUAUUUGCUAGUGCUCAAGAAGGAAUUUUCCACUCUUGGUGCUCCUAGCAACCGAAAUUUAGAAAAUCGUAUCUGAAUGACAUUGCAUUUUAAAUCAAGUAAGAAAGAGGUAUACAAAGCUGUUAAACAUUACUAUCAUUUUUAGUUUGUGCAUGGAUUAUUUCAACGUUUACAACUGCCAUUUACAGGAUAUUCCGUUUUUUAAACAAAAAAGCUAGCUGCAUUUCACAAAAAUUAUUUAACUCGUUUAUAGGAUUGUUUGGAUGCAAAUGUAAUAGGAUCAUGAUAUAAGACUAAAUGGAAAUCAUUUGGACUAUUGCGGUUUACCUUUUUGCAUUCUGUUUAUAUUUGUUUUGUUACCAACACAGAACUUUUUCUAAAUUACCAAUCUCAUUUAAAUGACCAAUGAGAUGGUUGCUAUGGGUGGUGUAAAUAUCAAAUAGGAGGAGUAUGAACUCCUAUUUACUCACUAUGGCGGAACAAAGGAAAAGGACUUUUAUUUGCUAGUGUUCAAGAAGGAAUUUUCCACUCUUGGUGCUCCUAGCAACCAAAAUUUAGAAAAUUGUAUCUGAAUGACAUUGCAUUUUAAAUCAAGUAAGAAAGAGGUAUACAAAGCUGUUAAACAUUACUAUCAUUUUUAGUUUGUGCAUGGAUUAUUUCAGCAUUUACAAUUGCCAUUUUCAGGAUAUUCUGUUUUUUUAAAAAAAAGCUAGCUGCAUUUCACAAAAAUUAUUUAACUCACUUAUCGGAUUGUUUGGAUGCAAAUGUAAUAAGAUCAUGAUAUAAGACUGAAUGGAAAUCAUUUGGACUAUUGUGGUUUACCUUUUUGCAUUCUGUUUUUAUAUCUUUUGUUACCAGCAAUUGGUUUUGCGUUUCUUUUAAAAUGUGCUUCGUUCAAUUUCAAUAAAUCUGGCUUACACAAAA
Carcharodon carcharias (great white shark) is the source of this 4882-nucleotide messenger RNA. Its product is annotated as cytosolic 5'-nucleotidase 1A-like. Bases 138 to 1265 code for a protein of 375 amino acids. The record is from RefSeq and is a predicted model, not a curated record. Gene Ontology annotation, molecular function: nucleotide binding; magnesium ion binding; 5'-nucleotidase activity. The transcript is spliced from 6 exons. Gene Ontology annotation, biological process: adenosine metabolic process; nucleotide metabolic process. NCBI's taxonomy places the organism in Eukaryota, Metazoa, Chordata, Chondrichthyes, Lamniformes, Lamnidae. Gene Ontology annotation, cellular component: cytosol; cytoplasm.